UGUCGGUUAGCUAGUAACUAACAUUUAAGUUGGUUAAAACUUUCUCUUAUAAAUACAGAGUACUCCGUAACACAAAUUAUAUGAUCAUAAACUUCGAUAGAGUACAAGCUCUUACAAUCAAUUUAAGUGAGAACUGCACAAGAGCUUAAUGGCUUCCUCGUCGUGGUUUCAAUCGUUUGUGCUUAUGCUCCUCCUUUCCUCCUUAUUAAUCCAAAUUGAAGUUUCAUUUGCCGGCGGAGAAGGUUCAGUGAAACCAAAAGAUUGUCCAUGGGCGUGUAACAAUAGGUGCUCGAAAACGCACUAUCGAAAGGCAUGCUUGAUGAUUUGCAACAAGUGUUGCCUGAAAUGUCAUUGUGUACCCUCGGGAACAUAUGGGCACAAAGAGGAAUGUCCGUGCUACGAUCAUAUGAAAACUAAGAGAGGAUCUCCUAAGUGUCCUUAAAUACAGCUUGAUACGUUGGUGUAUCCAUUGCAUUCCGUUUUUUUAUUGUAUCCUAAACGUUCUUAAAUAAAUAUGAGCAACAUUUC
Spinacia oleracea (spinach) is the source of this 528-nucleotide messenger RNA. Its product is annotated as gibberellin-regulated protein 12-like. The record is from RefSeq and is a predicted model, not a curated record. The coding region runs from base 149 to 442 and encodes 97 amino acids. The transcript has 3 exons. Lineage: Eukaryota; Viridiplantae; Streptophyta; Magnoliopsida; Caryophyllales; Amaranthaceae.